Messenger RNA from Histoplasma capsulatum G186AR, 3531 nucleotides. RefSeq lists its product as uncharacterized. NCBI's taxonomy places the organism in Eukaryota, Fungi, Ascomycota, Eurotiomycetes, Onygenales, Ajellomycetaceae. The record is from RefSeq and is a predicted model, not a curated record. Bases 1 to 3531 code for a protein of 1176 amino acids. The transcript is spliced from 5 exons. Gene Ontology annotation, molecular function: protein binding.
AUGACCGGUCGAACUCCCGAGAAGGGGCAGAGCUAUAUUGAGGCUUUGGAUACGGCCAGAUGCAACGACAGUUGGAAUGACGUCCCAGAGCUCGUUCGAAAAAUCGAGAAGCAUUGCCCGGAGCGAAGAUGCCUAAUAGAGGUUGCGCGUACCGAGUAUCAUGUCGUAAGCUACCUGAACAAGCGACCUAACACUGCCUCCACCGGCUCAGGAUCUACAGAGACAAAGCUCCAUGAUCUGAUACCAGGAUUGCUCUCUGUGAUGGAAGAGGAAGGGAGCCUGCCACAAGAUGUUUUCCAAGCUCAAGUGUGUUUGGGCUGGUUGCACUGGACGCUAUCGGAGCCUGCACUGGCAUCCUCUCGCCUGCCCAAGGAUUUUGAUGUGACACUGCGGAGGCUGUUCGGUGAUGAACAGGUCCUAUCGCCCUGGACAGAGCAUGCUGUUUUCAUAGGCGCAGCACAGGCAUUAGUUUCAGGGCCUGAAGAUGCGAUACGCACUUUCAAAUUGGUAUUACCUUGGAUCUCCGCUCCGUCUUCGACCUCCCCGUCAAAUCCGCAAUUUCUAUUCUGGUCUGAACAGCUAUUGGCCAGGGCCGCACUCCUUGCAAGCGAAGCCGCAUCGGAAGGGCCUCUGGCAAAUGAACAAACGGCUGAGUUUGCCCUGAAGGCGUUUCGGCUUUGGGCGGCCCACCGUAACGUACAACAAGGUGACCCAGCGUCGGAUGUUGUAAUCACUGCUCCAGCCAGUCCAGGGUCAAGAGCUUCAAUAUGGAAAGCCUAUUACACCUACUUAUCAUCGACUUUGUACCAAGUAGCUUAUACUUCUCCGUCAGAAAGCCAGAGACGUGUUCAACUAACAACGGAAAUCCGUCGCGUGGAGGCUAUUUGUGAAAAUAUUGUGAUUAAAAACACCACAUUUCCAAAGGCAGAGGUCAAAAAUACAGAAGUUGAAGCGUGGGUAGAACAGUUCAUUCAAAAUUGGGAGGUCCUUUGUGGGUCAGGGUGGCGGGACGGCGAUUUUGGGGAAGGCGGGCAUGAUGCUUUUUCUCGCAACGUUCUCGAUAUGCUGUAUCGAGCAGCUACCGUGACAUUUCAUUCUACCCUCAUUCUUCGCCGCCUUUUCCAUGUUCACGCAGCCUUAGCUGAGUUUAACCUCGCGAUCAAAGCACUGGAAACGUACAUCGAUCUCACCACUAGCGCAAAAGCGCGGGCAAAAAAAUCUCCGGAGGCUGCUGGCGAGCUGGAGGAUAAUGAGACAUUUGCCCUCACUCUUUCUGAGGGAAUAACAAUGCUAUCCUGCUUCGGCUCCUACAAGGAAGCGAAAAAAGCAAAGGAAUUAACCGAUAUGCUGCAGAAAUUAUUGGACGAGCUGGUUUGUAACAACUCGACCACCAACUCAACCAAGCCACCAGUUUCAGAAGAGCCAACGGCAAUUUUUUCCCAUGGCGAAACUUUGUCUCCCACGACAUUUUCAAUCGCAUAUCGCGCAAUCGGAAUUGGCCUCGCGAAUUGGGCAAGAUGGACUCCGAUAAAUGAAGCGCGAACUGACAUCCAAACCGAUGGCAUAGCUGCUCUUGAAAGAUCACUAACUUUUGGGUCACCAGAGGAAACAGAUGUGGCAUCGACGUUCGCACUUGCGCUCCUCCUUGCAGAAACUAGGGAUAUUGAUGGCGCAAUUGAUUGUGUCCGAACAGCUUUAUUGUCAGCGCAAUCCGUGGACUCGGGCGCACAAGGACAAUCACACUGGGUCAGCAUCAAGGAGCGAGAUCUCGUGCCGCUAUGGCAUUUGCUCGCUCUCCUACUAAGCGCAAAACAGGAUUUCGAGGCUGCGAAUAAAACCUGUAUCGCCGCUUUUAACAGCGUUCCAAGCGUCAAUUUUCUCCAUGAACCAGAUGAAAAGCUUUCCCAACAUAAGAAGCAAGACUCUGGAGAGAAAGCUGCCCAUUGGCUUUCAGCCGCCGCCAUCGAGGAGAGUAGAGGCACACCCAACGAAAUGGAAGCUCGCGAAAAGGAGAGCAUCGUUGAAUUACGAAUUACCCAGCUUAAGCUUCUGGAAAUACUGCACGGACCAGAAUAUGCACUAAACCAGUCUGAGGAUCUCCUCAGUCUUUACGGGCGUUUGUUUACGGAUCUCGAGUUUGAUAGGAAAAAUGAUCCAAAGCGAUCGGAUAAUCUCAUCCCUCCUAAGAGUUCAGCGGGAACAACUCGAAGCUUCCGCGGCAGUAUUUUUGGUCGAAGGAAGAGUGUUAAAUAUGUGGAGAAAGCCAGUUCUUUUAGAAUUGAACCCAAUAUGACACCUAGAGUACCAUCAACUUCGUCCGGAGGUGUUUCUAUUGAUCCAGACGCACCGACGAUUCAAGUUACGGAUGAGGAUCGGCCGGCGUCAAGCGAGCAUCCGCAUACAGCCGGUACCGGUGGCUCUACUCAGCAUAGAAUUCAUCGGCGGGACGGUAGUAUGAAAUCUAUACGACCACACAGCUUAGAUAGAACAGCUCGCUCAACUCGCCCAAAUACAAUAAAAAAACACAAACGCCAAAAUGCUGGGGAAAACUCACCGAUAUCCGGUGAUGUAUUGCCUCAAGCAGAUCGUUCCGAGGAUCCUCCAUCCCCAAGUCAUGCAUUGACACGCAAUGGAAGCCAUAAAACGCCCAACGAAGAGUCCAUUUCCUCCUGUUGCCCGAAAAGUAACCUACUCCGAUGGGGCCAAUUUUCACGAAGCGUUCGCUUCGACUCCCCCACACGCGCACUCACUCGGUUUCCGAAAGUUCAAACGCAAAUUCACGCCCAUGGCUUGCUAAUAAAAAUAUGGUUGUUCAUCGCAGGGCUUUAUCGACAUGCAGCGCUUUUCGAAGACGCGCUGGAAGCCUGCAACGAGGCGUCAGAACAAGCCAGAUGCGUAGAAUCACUCAUCGCAGGACAAGAGUCUUCAGCUAGAGCAUUCGCCGAUUCCGGUUGGGGAGGAACAAAGAGUUCCGACGAGCUUUGGGGGGACGUGUAUGCUGAAAGAGGACGCCUCGCUCUAGCAACGGCGCGGCCCUAUGAUGCGAUCAAUCAUUUUGAAGACGCCCUUAUGUACUAUCCGGAUCACAUUUCAGCUACAGUGGGCCUGGCUAACCUCCUUCUUGAUAUUUAUGACCAAACAUUACCUCUCGAGAAGUCCGAACCUGACCUAGACACCAACACGCCUGGUGUGUCUCUGUUAUCAUAUUCGUCAAAGUUUGAAGCGAGCCCCAAACCGCACGAUGGCGAACCUACCCAGGGCAGCGGUGGCCCCUCCCCAUCACAAGAAAUCACACCCGAAGCUCUAGAUCGGCUUGCCGCACGCGAUAGGGCUUAUGGCCUUCUAUCCGCGUUGACAAAACUCGGAAGUGCAUGGGAUAACUCUGAAGCGUGGUUUGCUUUGUCAAGAGCUUAUGAGCAAAGCGGCCAAAUAAAUAAGGCUAAAAAAGUCCUUUGGUGGUGUGUGGAGCUUGAGGAUAGACGACCUAUCCGGCAUUGGUGGAACGUCGGGUCUGGGGGAUAUGUUCUAUAA